CAAGCGAAGUAAUUAGCGCGGACUCAGAUCACUGGCCCAGCGGGUGAAUUUAUGUUUUACUGCUUUCCCACUGUUACAAUUUAGUCAAACAUUUACCGUUGGAGCAUUUAGGUCAACUUGACUGAAAGCGUAGGCGAACUUAUAGCUAGCGACUCACGAAUUCCGUGGUGCGGUAAAGCUUGUGAAGUGACGAGAUUUUGUGUUUAGAGCACAGUUGAUUGCGUUCGGAGUUUUAUCAACAAUGGUCUCUUUCUACGUAUUCCUUGUUGUGCUUGCCACCGUUUCUUCUGGUUUUGGUCAAGAUAACGAUAACGAACCGUCUUGUGCUUCAGUGAAGACUGCUUACAGACAAAAAAGGUUGACAGAUAGUGAUGUGCCGCAAUGGGCUGUGAGAGGAGAUGACCUUCGCGUUUGCCCAAAAGACAACGGUAAGCAAUGCUGCUCACAGCAAAUGGAAGAUCGCUUCGCUGUCUUGGCGAGCGAUGAUUUUGACAAGGCGGUCUCGUCGAAAGUUAGCGAAUUGAAGAGACAGUUUCACCUUCAGGAGAAGGCAUUUGACGAUUAAAAGCAGACUUCAAAACAAAAAUGAAAAUGGCAGAUAAUUACUGGACUUUUCUACCAGAAAUGUUAUGUAGUGACAUAGCAGGUGACAAAGACGAGCCCUCACAGUGUUGGAAUGGUACUGGCAAAGGAAGUUACUCACACCCAGUUGAUGGAAGAAAUGCUGUUGAGGAAAACCCAACACCAUCUGUGGUAAAAGCAAUUGAGAAAUUGAAAAGCAUAGAGAAAAUGAUAGAGGAAUAUUCCAAUGCUGCAGUGUAUGGGGAUGACAUAAAUAUUAUCACCACAGAUGAUGAGGAUGAUGAGGAUGAAUCAGGAAGUGGGAGUGGUGAUGGUAGUGGUGGCAGUGCAAGUGGAUCCAAUGAAAUACCAAUUAGCACAGAUGCACCAACCCCAGACCCCAUCAAUGGCAUUGGUGACCCUGACAAUGAUGAUAUGAUUGGGGGAGGGGUUGGGGUUGGGGAAAACCCUCAAGCAGGAUCAAGGAACUCUGCUUCACAAACUGUACUUGGAGCUUGGUUCUUCUAUUCAGCUAUUUUAUUGUUGUGUUCUUCACUUGUACCAUAAUGGUAUUCAGGAAUGGGAUUCCUUUCACUGUCAAUAACACAAACAACACUUUAACAGUACAGAGUGGAUUGUCUGCACAUUGUCUUUGAAAAGAGUAUUUAGUUUUGAUACAGAUCAUCAAGACAUUUCAUCUAUGUUAUUCUGUGCAGAAAUUUCAAUUAAGCCACAAUCUCAAACUGCUUUAGAGACAAGCUAGACCAUGAAUGAAAAAGAUCAAACUUUUUAUUUGUGAAUAUGGGAAUUUAUUUUUACAAAAAGUUACUGGAAUGAAUGUAAAUUAAUUGACAUGUAAAGUUUUGACUUUGUGCAACCAUGUGGAAAAUAAGUAGUUCUUUUUUCACCUCAAAUUCCUUCUCAAAAUAUUCUUUGCUUUGUAACAGUUAUCAUAAGUUCUCGCAGAUAGUCUAGGGUAUUAAGACUUGACAGAAAUUGUACAUAAAGUCAACCUCACUUUUUCUGGCACUUUGGUGCUCAGUGAUAAUAGGAGUUAGUUGGCAAAGCUUUCAGUGUCAUCUCGAAAGGAUUUAUUAAGAUUUUGUAUCAGAAGGAGCUUUGUGCUCAGACUUUUUUUUAAAACUACCUAAUUGGACAUAGUGUGCAGAACACUGUCUAAUACUUUUUGGAGCUGUUUAGGACACUGGUGGAACUUAAAAUGUCAUUAAGUUUGCUAAGAGAGGAAUUGCUCCAAAUUUAAGUUAAGUAACUAUAACCAGAAUAUAGAAUAAGAGUAGUUUGUAAAUCUAUGUUAAAGGGACUCAGAGUUAAGUGCAAGUAAUUCUAGGACUGGCAGUGCAGUGGGGUGGAGUGGUUGGUU
Messenger RNA from Stylophora pistillata, 1942 nucleotides. RefSeq names its product glypican-4. The record is from RefSeq and is a predicted model, not a curated record. Gene Ontology annotation, biological process: regulation of protein localization to membrane; regulation of signal transduction; cell migration. Gene Ontology annotation, cellular component: plasma membrane; synapse; extracellular region. Lineage: Eukaryota; Metazoa; Cnidaria; Anthozoa; Scleractinia; Pocilloporidae.